CAGACCUGUAUUUUCAUAUCAUUUGUUACACGCAGUCUAGAAGGUGUGCAGAAACCUACAAGGCAGAAGAUGGGAAUAAGAAUUCCAAAUUAUCAUUUUGUGCUCACAAUCCUGCUUUAUACUUUGCCGGCCAUGGCUUCCAGCAGCUCAGCUAUUUCAGUAUCCAUAUAUGACGUCACAUCAAGAAGUGUAUAUGUCCAGUGGUCAAAAGUUGUUGGAGCCAUGUCCUACAAAAUUAUGGCAUCUCCUGUCACGUCUGCAGUCUCAUCUACAUUUGCGGUGUAUAAUGCCGCCAUUAUCAUGGGAACCUUAAAUAAUCUUCUGCCAAACAGCAACUAUACAGUCACAGUGGAAGCCAUGGACAAAGAUGGCGUCAUUCUCGCUCAUGCUCAGACCCUUCAGCUUACAGCUCCUGAGGUUCCCAUCAUUGACAAAGCAUAUUCCAAACUAAGUAAUAGUAUCACCGUGGAAUGGGCUGAGGUAACUGGAGCCUUCAGCUACUUAGUAACAGCCCAAAAUGGAGAAUUCUUUGCUGAGACCAUUGUCACUAGUUCCCCGGGGACUGUUACCGGCCUGCAAGCUGCUACAACCUACAGGAUAACGGUGAGAUCAAUCAACUCUGCUGGAAAAAGUCAACCAUCCCCUCCAAGGCAAGCAGAAACAGUGCUACCUGGACCUUUGGUGACUGUGAUCUCCUCUAGCAGUGAUUCACUCACUGUAAGCUGGGAGCUGGAUUCCUUGGCUGAAUCAUACUUUGUGUCUGUCAUGAGAUCUGAUGGUCAAGGCAUCAGAUGGAACCAGAAUGUAACUACCACACCCAUUAUCUUUACCUCCUUGGAUCCUGGCACCAUCUAUACCAUCAAAGUCCAUGCCUGGAAUGUGGAUGGAACGCCUGGGGAUGACAGCACCAAAAACCAAAUUACACGGCCCGUUUGUCCAUCAGAUCUUCAGAUAAUAUUCAACAGUGGAGAAUUAGAAGCCACAUUUACAGUAACAGGAGCCGAAGCCACAGUUAACUACACAGUGAAUCUUUCCAGUGAAAAUGAUAGCAUCAACUGCACAACUUCUGUGUCUCCCUGCACUAUCUCCUCCCUGCAAUGUGGCCUGGAGUAUACAGUGUCUCUGGCAGCAAGCAAUGAUGCAGGAUCCACCAUGGCCAAUAAGACAUGGACUUUAAAUUCUGUCCCAUGUGCACCCAGUGGAAUCAGCAUCAUGGAGGACAACCCUGGUAACUUAACAGUUUCUUGGUCAAAUGUUAGCCUGGCUGAGUAUUAUGUGGUUUUUGUGAAGAGCGAUGAUGGCUUGGAGGUCCAUUGUAAUACAUCCCAGACAGUCUGCUACUUCCCUGCUGAGUGUGGUUUCAUAUACAUCAUGAGUGUCUUUGCUUAUAGCAAGGUGGGACAGAGUCCUCUGGGGGAGAUUCUCAACUACACAACAGCUCCCUGCUGCCCCAGUGAUUUCAGUCCUGCAUACGUGUCCACCGAUACAUUAGAAAUAGUUUGGACUGCUGUCCGUGGUGCUGAAAUGUAUGAGACUAAAGCAGAUGACGGAACCAACAUAAUACUGUGUAAUGACACAGCCACUGUGUGUGCCCUCUCGGGUCUACAGUGCAACACGCUCUAUAAUGUCACAGUGUAUUCAUACAGUGAAACCAGGGGCAGUAAUACAUCGUGUGCAUCCAAAAUGAUGACAACAGCUCCAUGUAGCCCAGAAAUAACCAGUAUCACAAAAAUAAAUGUGACCACGUUUAUGAUACAAUGGAAUUCCAGUAGCAGUGACACAAUGUAUACUGUAACUGCCAGAGGAGAUGCUGGACUCAUGGAAUGCACCAGCUCAAAAACAUCCUGUGCUCUGGAGAACCUUCCUUGUGGGGAGACAUUUAUGGUCAGUGCUGUGGCCAUUGCACCUUCAGGAACAAGUCUGCCCAGUUACAGUAUGCGUUUGGAAACAGAUCCCUGCUGCCCAUCUGACCUUGCAGUGGUCCAAGUCACUCAGUCUGUGACCAACGUCAGCUGGUCCAUUGCCCCUGGAGCGCAGACAUAUACCACUCUACUGGUGUCCCCAAGAGGUCAGGCAAAGUGCCACACUCUUCAAAGCCACUGUCUACUUGGAUGUAUCACCUGUGGCACCAGCUACUCUGUGUCACUGAAAGCCAUAAGUGAAACUGGCCUGACUUCAAUGUGCACAUAUCACGGCUACUCAUCAAGUCCCUGUUGUCCAUCUGGAGUGAAGUUGUACAGAUUGUCAAACAGUAGUAUCCGGGUCACCUGGCGGGCGUCAUCCGGAUCUGCCAACUACACUGUGAACCUGUAUGGAUCAAAAGGAAACUUCACGUGUAGCCCAAACACCAGCAUCAGCUAUUGUGACAUCUCCGACAUACAGUGUGGAGAUGUUUACACUGUGGUUGUUUCUCCUGUCAUUCUGGAAGAACCACAAGUCUCAUUCUGUCCCCAAAAAAUAUAUUCCGUGAGAUGCUCAGGAAGCUCGCUUGGAAUGGUUAUUUACAGGGGUAAAAGAAGUAUCUCAUAGAAUUACAUGCACAACAAUGAAUCAUUAUGAAAACUGAAGAUCGGACUGAAUAAACCGCUUAAAAAAGUGACCACUUCUCAUCAACCUUGAUCUUUAACCAUCCAUAUAAACAAAUAAUGCAGAGCCUGUAUGAUUGACCCGUACAUGGAAUGUAAUUGUGAUAUGUGCCUGCUACAAAUCCCUACUGCUAGGUUUGCGAUUUGAGGAACAAUAUUAAGUUAUAUUAAAAUGCUCUUAAGGUUUGAAAGUAUUUUGGCAGCAUUACAUUGUUAACUAGAAAAUUAAUAUAUUAUGUAUUAUCAUAUAUUCUCAUUGUCCUGACAAGCCAUAAAUUCUGCUGGAAAAACAAGUAACAGAUUGUAAUUAGAGCAUCAAACCAUGGUAAUUAAUAUGAAAAGACUUCCAGUCCUAAAUGUUCAAUUUUUUCAACUUAUCCUCGUGUCCUCGUAAUGUCUACAAUGAAGGCAUUGCUCCUUCCAGUGUAAUCUUGGCACCAGCAUGAGGGCAGUAUAAUAUGAUAUGUAGACCAACUAUAGACAUGUAAAGCCCAUCUUUUGCCUUUUGUUAUGCCUUCACAUAAAAGUAGUCAAUAUUAAAAGGAAAUGUCAUAAUAAUCCUUUUUAAACCACUUAUUGAUUGUACUUGCCUUGGAACACUUUAUACAACUGUCUCUGAAUGACAAUGUAUUAAAUGAGGUCACUAUUAAACAGCAUGCAUGCACCCACAAUAAGUCUGUGUGUCUUAUAUGCAUGUUAUGUAUUGACAUAAAAAAAAUGAACAUCAAAACUGUAAUACCAGGUCAACAUUAUUUGACAUUUAAAGGUAUUCUAGAAGAUGAUUUUCUUACUUGGCCGAUGCGACCCAUGUGAUAAGUUGCCUGUAUGUAACCCUCAAAUGGCUAAUUAUGACUUAACUACCUGCCAGAGAAAGUCACGUGUCCUGUUAUAUUAUUAUAUAGAUAAUUAAUGCUCAGCCAGUCAUUCAAUCAUGUAUUGUAUGACUACCUCAUCAAGUUUUUCAGAGCUGGGUGAUAUUUAGUCACAUACCAUAUGAGAUUGAGUGGGUAUAAUUUGGCCAAGUCAAGCUCAAAAACAGGUGGCAUAACAUUAAAUAAUACCGUUCCAUUAUACCGUUAUGUUUUACCUUAUUUUGUUGUGGUUUGUAUUCUGUUGCAUACACAUUUUUACAUUAAAACAUGACAACUAUGCAAUGUUCUCUGGUUGUUUCUGUGUCUAAAUAUCAAAAUUCUAAAACCUUUCUAUCUUGGUAAUUAGAGGAAAAAGAAAACAAAUGAAUUGCUUAGAAUUUGUUGC
This is a messenger RNA of Pelobates fuscus (common spadefoot toad), 3842 nucleotides long. RefSeq names its product fibronectin type III domain containing 7 (gene FNDC7). Gene Ontology annotation, molecular function: protein binding. Lineage: Eukaryota; Metazoa; Chordata; Amphibia; Anura; Pelobatidae. The transcript is spliced from 14 exons. The record is from RefSeq and is a predicted model, not a curated record. The coding region runs from base 70 to 2529 and encodes 819 amino acids.